GUGGGCGAGGCAACGAAAGAAACCAACUAAGUGACCCGUUCCCGGGGGUCGCUCAGCGACAGACGCCGGGGCUGUGCCGCCCCCUCCAGCGCGCGCGGGGCAGGCCGCUUGUUCGCGCCCCCCACCCCCGAGGGAAUCAAAGCACAAUGGUUCACAGCCAAUCCAGGAAACGCUCCCGAAGCAGGAGUGAAAGCGAUGCUCAAAGCAGACAGGACAAAAAAGACGAAAAGAAAAGAAGAAAAAGCAGUAAAGACUCAAAGAGAAGCAGUCUGUCUCCUCCAAGGAAGAAGGCAUCCAGGUCUCACAGACGCAGGUCGAGCUCAGCAUCUACUAAAGAUGAGAAAAAGAAGGCCAAAGACAAGAAGAAGAGAAAGGCAAGUACUUCCUCCUCUGACACGACAAGUUCGUCUUCUGGGACUUCCUCCUCCAACUCCUCUUCAGAUGAUUCAAGUGACAGUGAAUCCAAAUUGAAAAAGAGGAGACACAGCAAGAAGAAACGAACAACACAGAAAGACAAAAAGAGAAAGAAGAAAAAAAUAAAAAAGAAACUGAAAAAGAAAUCGAAGGCCCGGCCUAAAGAGGAGAGAGCCACAGUGGAAGGCGUGCCGGGCCCGUCGCUGGAGCAGUGGCAGAAAGAAUCUUUGGUGGAACCUGGCCCAGUUUUGACAGAUGAACAAAAGUCCCGCAUCCAGGCUAUGAAACCAAUGACGAAAGAAGAAUGGGACGCAAGGCAAAGUGUCAUCAGAAAAGUCGUGGACCCCGAAACGGGAAGAACAAGGCUUAUUAAGGGAGAUGGAGAAGUACUAGAAGAAAUUGUCACCAAAGAAAGACACAAAGAGAUUAACAAGCAAGCCACCCGAGGAGACGGCCUGGCCUUCCAGCUGAGGACAGGAAUGCUUCAGUAACAGUCCAGAUGUCAAGUACAUCAGGAAAGGUGGUUUUCUUGUUCUGCUCGCUGAGACACUAAUCUGCCAAAGCAGAAGCUCCCCAUUCUCCCUGCACUGAUGAGAUCUGAGUGUGACACAGCAGGAUCUUUACCCUUUGGACAUGUCCUGUUCUGCUGGGUCCAUCUAGUGCCUGGAGGAGGGAGUGACUUUGAUGGCCAUGGCUUCUCUCCUGCCAGUCCAUGCAAAGUCCUUAAGACCUGACCAACAUUGCUCUCAACUUGGUCACUUUCUGAGGCUCAACCCACUGCUGCUCAGUGAGAAUCCCACCAGGGAGCUCAUGGGUGCCAUCAGCACAACAAUGCUGAGUCCCCGGAGGAGACAAACUGACCCAGUUAACAACAUGUUAUCGUUAAUACACUUCCUUUAUGGUGAUUCAGAUUCCAAGCUCUAAGGCAAAUGCCCAGGUACAGGCAGCCAUAACCCCUGAAAUGAGGCUGCUUUGAAUCAUUUUUCACAAGUGGUUGCUAUGUGCCUGCUCUUUGAAUUAAUAUUUGCCCUGUGUUUGGUUGGAUUGCCCAGUUACACAGAGGUCCCGUUACUAGCCCUCAGCUGUACAGAGACACAUUCAUACAUUGCCCCAGCUUUGUGCAGGCUGCAACAUUAGGUCCACAUCCUGCAAGGUGCCUUCUCUCACUGAGCCAAUGAGAGGUGAAGGCACUUGGCAUGGUACAGGUUCAAGCUAAUUAGCACUGGCUCCCUUGAUGGCAGGCUGCACUGGGAGCUCAGCUACUGUACCUGCCAGUGGGUGAAGUGUAAUGGGCAGGGGUUUGCUCAGCCUUGCUCAUGUCCCUGCACCAAAGCGAUGCCCCUUCCUUGCUCUUUGUCUCUUGCCACCCUACGAAGGUGCAAGGGGCAGUUUUGGUUUGUUUGUGAAAUUGGCCUUUCAGAAGCAGAGGAGCCCAGGAAAACUCAGUCUUCUGAUUCCCCCGCGCCCCCCCCCCCCCCUUAACUUGGUGAAUCUGAAAACUUGUACAAAAUAAACUGGUUAAAUCAA
Molecule: messenger RNA, 1941 nt
Organism: Malaclemys terrapin pileata
Lineage: Eukaryota; Metazoa; Chordata; Testudines; Emydidae
Gene: ARL6IP4
Product: ADP ribosylation factor like GTPase 6 interacting protein 4
Exons: 6
Coding region: 147-905 (252 amino acids)
Source: RefSeq, a predicted model, not a curated record